AGGGAAUAUGCUCUUUCACAUGCAAAGUUGAUAAGCACCGAUUUCCCGAUUUUAUUAGAACACAUGAGCUUUUGGUCUUAGCAGCAGCCUUGUUAGCUCGGUUCUCGUGAGUCGUGAGCCCCGGCGCGUCGUACAAAUCUAAUAAAACCCGGGGAAUCAAAUAACUACUUAGGUACCUCAUACCUAACCUAACGUAACGUUCAUUCCAACUUCCAAAUGUUGGUUACUCUCGUCGAUUUCUCAACUUUACCCUCGCCUUGUCGCUUCGUCGCGACUUAUAAUGGCGGGUGCUGUUUUCCUUUAGUCUCAGCUUCUACGGAUCCAUAGACUAUAAGUUACCUCAUAGUUUGUGCUCCUACGCGCCCUUAUUAACGGCGUCGAUCUUCUAUCGCCGAUGAUCCCGGCCGACGCGAAUAUUAUGAGAUAAUGCUGUCGAUUUUCGAGAUACCCGUAGCCGUACUUUCCCUAUUUCUGGAGGUCUUUCUAUUUUGGUAUAGAAAACUUUGGGGAAGAUGGACGUCGAAAAGCCUGAUGGACGAAUGGCUCGACGCGUUGAGAAAUGCGGUAACAUACGAGGACUGGGAGCAUGCAGCAUUACAGCUGGAUAACCUUAAGGAAUUAAAUCUCUGGCGUAACAACCCCGCGUCUCAUUACUAUGAUUGGAUCCUCAUCAACAAUCGUCUCGAUAGUAUCGCUGAAGCUCGCGAUAAUAAUGAUCUGCAGUCGCUUCUCGAUCUUGUACGCUCUGGCCUGGUUCGCAACCUCGGAAACAUCACGACACCGAGGCUAUACAACCGCGCCUUCGCCGGAACGAAGUACCUGAUCGAAGAGUACAUUGCGCAAGUUGCUGGGGCUAUCAACGACAUCAGCCAGGGCGUUGUUACGCCCCCUGAUAAUAAGUACAAUCCCACGCAUACCCUCACGACCCAACGAAAGCUCGAUUUUCUACACGACUCGAGACAGGCCUUCGGUCGAAGUACUCUGGUGCUACAAGGCGGUGCUAUAUUUGGACUGUGUCAUCUAGGAGUCGUCAAGGCAUUAUUCUUACGGGGAUUACUACCGCGCAUCAUCACGGGUACCGCGACCGGCGCGCUCAUUGCAAGUCUAGUAGCUAUCCAUACUGAAGACGAGCUUCCCCAAGUGCUGAGGGGAGAAGGUAUUGACUUAUCGGCCUUCGUGACGCAUAUGCAACAACUGCAUGAUGAUAAGUACAGCUGGAGCUGGGCACCAUCCUUUAGUACGUUGUUGCGGAGGAUUAUGAGGUUUUGGCGCGAAGGCUACUUCCUCGAUGUUAAUGUCUUAGAGGAAUGUGUCAAGGAUAACCUUGGAGACCUAACGUUCGAGGAAGCAUAUCACAGAAGCAAACGUGUCUUGAAUAUCACAGUGGCUACGGCAGAACAAGAGGGAAGUCAUGCGUUGCUAAACUAUAUUACGGCGCCCAAUGUGCUGAUUCGGACCGCGGCAGUCGCAUCUAACGCGUCAACUCCGUCACUCUACGGAAGCCGUCGGACGACUGUGCUAUGCAAAGAUGUAAAUGGUAGAAUCGUGCCUUGGGCGCCAGCAAAUGCCUUCCGUUCAGGUACACAUGCAUCGGCCAAGGAUCACAAAUCGCCGCUGUCGCGUGUUGCUCAGCUCUUCAACGUCAACCACUUCAUAAUUAGCCAAGCUCGGCCUUACCUUAUCCCCUUUCUUGAAUCGGACAUGCAUGGCCCAUCGCUCUUCACGGCUCGGUAUAAGCGCGCGCGGGUGACUGGCCACCUGUUCAGAGUAGUCGGCUUGGAGAUUCGCCACCGUCUACAUCAGUUAGACACGCUUGGCCUGCUGCCGGCCGGCAUCCGCAAGUUCUUGGUAGAUGAGGAAGUCCCGUCGGGAUCGAGUAUGACCCUCGUGCCUGACGUAACAGCGCGGGACUUCGUACGCCUACUCGAAAUCCCAACACGCGAGACUAUAGACUACUGGAUACUGCGCGGGGAGCGCAGCGUGUGGCCGGCAGUUUGCGCGCUAACCGUCAGAUGCGCAGUUGAGCACGAGAUCGAGAUCGCAUACCAACACGCACGCAGCUUGAAAGCCGGGGGUCUGAGGCGAAGGGCGAGCACGGGGGGUAUACCACCGCCGACAGGCCCCAUUGACGCGAAGACGAUUGCGCCUGGUGUGCUACCACGAUCCGAAGGAGUUUCGAAGAACGCGGCUGCAGACUAAGGAACCUCGCGCGAUCCCUGCCUGCAGCUCACAGUGGCCGAGAGGACGAGUACGAGCUGGCUGAGACUUGGGUGCAGCAGCAGUAGUUCGGUUGACCGAGGAAAAAAAAAAAAAAGGGGAUGGAACAAAAAGUGCCAAGUCUGCCUUGAGGCGCUGAUGCAACUAGCACACGGGCAAGGUAAGUCAUCUGAAAAGAUGCUGGCGGAAUGCGGUAUGCGUCCCAGCGGCGCAGAAUGUCUGUGCCGGAAAUAAAAGGGGAGGAAAGGGUGGUGGUUCCUCGGGCAGCAGCAGCAGCAGCAAGAGGAGGAGGAGCAAGAGGUGGAGUCAACAAGCAGCAAGCUUCGGCUGUAGGUGAAAUGAAUACAAAUCAAAGACUACGACAAACGGAAAUAUAGACGCAUCGAUUGGUAGACUCGGUGCUGGCUUGCUGCAUGGGUACGCCAUGGGUACGCCAUGGGUACGCACGCCGCGCAGAACUAAGAGGCGCAUGUAGCUUUAGAUUAGGUUAGGUGCCUCAUAUCCUAAAUGCAUAGAAACCAAAAAGAAACAAGAACAAGGGCCAGGAUAAUUUUCGAGAAGCUUGCCGUUUCUGA
Messenger RNA from Daldinia caldariorum, 2792 nucleotides. RefSeq lists its product as uncharacterized. NCBI's taxonomy places the organism in Eukaryota, Fungi, Ascomycota, Sordariomycetes, Xylariales, Hypoxylaceae. The coding region runs from base 427 to 2199 and encodes 590 amino acids. The transcript has 4 exons. The record is from RefSeq and is a predicted model, not a curated record. Gene Ontology annotation, molecular function: triacylglycerol lipase activity. Gene Ontology annotation, biological process: lipid metabolic process.